Messenger RNA from Prorocentrum cordatum, 1607 nucleotides. Lineage: Eukaryota; Dinophyceae; Prorocentrales; Prorocentraceae. The record is from the annotation of a GenBank genome assembly.
CAGGGUUGGUCUUCUUGUGGAAGGUUCUCUUGUGGUCGAGCUCCUACUGCAUGUGGGGAGGAGGGUCCAGCGCGACCCAAGAGAUCCGCGUGGACCACCAAAGGCUUCUGUGGUGGGAGGGCACGCCGGUCCCGGCCAGGCCCGUGCUGGGCGCAGGCUCGGUGGAGGCUUCCCCCCCGGCUGUGGGCCAGGGAGGCACACGGCACACCGAUCCUGGGCCGCGAGCCUGGCCAGCGUCGGUGCAGAUGCACACGUCGAUCACCGUGGGUCCAUCACCGCGGGCGGGGACAGAGUUGGGAGGCCGAGGUGGGCUAUACCUGGCCAAACCUAGCCUGCAAAAGCGGGCUUCAAGUGCCCUAGGUGGCGUAGGGGAGGGUAGAUCCAGGUUCAGCGGGCGGAGCCCACUUCGCGAGUGUUUCCUACCACCCUGAAACACUUAGGGCAUGUGUGACCCACUUGUGAGAUAGACUAGGCCAGGCAUAACCCACCUUAGAAUCCACUUCUAGCUCCACUGUCCCCUCAGCGAUCCCUCGGUGAUCCAAGUAACGCUCGCUGCCCGACGUUACUGUCGUCUGCCUCACGUCCAGGCGAGCCUUCCACCUCCUCACCGGCUGCUCCGACGCGCGGGUGGAGGAGGUCUUCCGCGGCCCGCCGCCCGCGGAGCUCUGGAAGCUGCUGGAGCGGCGCGAGUUCCCGAGCCUCACGCACCGCGCCUGCGCCGAGGCCCGCCACGAGGUGCUGCCCGUGCCGCAGCGGCAGGUGGGGCGCGUGCUGGGCAAGGGCGGCGACCGCGCGCGGCAGAUGCGGGAGAUCCCCGGCCUCACCAGGCUGAGGGUGGAAGACUCGUCUUCGCCCGACGGCGAGGCAGAGUUCCACAUCUCGGGGUCGCCGGAGGCGGUGGAGGCCUGCCUGCAGCAGAUCAGGGCCUGCCUGGACGAGCCCCGGAGGCCGGCGGAGGCGGCGCGAGCCCGUCCCCGGAGGCCGGCCGAGCCGGCCUCGCUCUACCCAGCGAGGGGCGGCUCUGGCGGCGACGCGCGCGGCGACCCAGACUACGACAGGAGCGGCGCCUUGCUCAGGAAGGGCGGCGGGAAGGCCGACCCCUCCAGGGGCACAGACAACGACAGAGGGGGCCGCGCUGCGCCCAGCAGCGGCCCCUCCAGGAAGGGCGGCGGGAAGGCCGACUCCUCCUGGGACGCGGACUACGAUAGGGGUGGCCGCGCCGUGCCCAGCAGCAGAGGCUCCGACCGUCCCCGCGGGGGCGACGCAGGUGAGCCGCCGCCCAGUGCGCUGGGGCUGGGCGACAGGCUCGCUUGGGACCGGCGCGGGGCGGCCGCGCCUGGGGCCUCAUGGGGCGCCGGCGGGGCGCGGGGCAACGGGUGGAGCGGCGCAGGCCAGUGGGGCGAGGCAGGCGGCUGGGAGAGCUGGCGCUCGGGCGGCUGGUGGGGCGGCGGCGCGGGCUGGUGGGAGUCGCCCGGCGGCGAGCAGCGAGGCGACCGGGCGGCUGGCGGCGGCGCCGCGGAAGCGCCGAGGAGGUGGCGGCCCGGCGCCGGCGCCGGCCAGCGAGGGACGCCAUCCCAGCGGCAUCAGUAGCGGCUGCCAUGCCUACA